Messenger RNA from Eutrema salsugineum, 1527 nucleotides. RefSeq names its product serine carboxypeptidase-like 47. Gene Ontology annotation, cellular component: vacuole. Gene Ontology annotation, molecular function: serine-type carboxypeptidase activity. The record is from RefSeq and is a predicted model, not a curated record. The transcript has 9 exons. Gene Ontology annotation, biological process: proteolysis. NCBI's taxonomy places the organism in Eukaryota, Viridiplantae, Streptophyta, Magnoliopsida, Brassicales, Brassicaceae. The coding region runs from base 1 to 1527 and encodes 508 amino acids.
AUGGAGGCCAAAACAUUUUCUCUCUGUUUCUUCCUCUUUAUUUUUUUCUUAUCUCAAAUUUCGCUUUCAACUUCUAAAAGGUUCCUCAAAAACUCCUCCGUUUUCUCAUCGCCAGCGAGUUUGUCGAUCCAGAAUGCAGAGAGGCUUAUCAAGUCCUUCAAUCUAAUGCCUCAACAUAACGUCAAUCUCAUUCCAAAGGGAAGCUCUGAUGCUCCGAGACUUGUUGAGAGCCAAUUCGAUUUUUCAGCGUCCAUCCUUGCUGGAAACGCUUCCGGUGGUCCUUCAGUCCAAGAGUUUGGCCACUAUGCCGGUUACUACGCCCUCCCUCAUUCGAAAUCAGCCAAGAUGUUCUAUUUCUUCUUUGAGUCACGGAACAACAGUAGCGACCCGGUUGUGAUAUGGUUAUCCGGUGGACCGGGUUGUAGUAGCAGUGUGGCUCUGUUCUAUGAGAACGGUCCGUUCACGAUAUCAGAGGAUCUCUCUCUUUCUUGGAACGAUUUUGGUUGGGACAAGGUAUCCAAUUUAAUCUAUGUGGACCAACCAGUUGGGACUGGUUUCAGUUACACAUCAGACAGCAACGAUCUCCGACAGGACGAAACUGGUGUCAGCAAUGACCUCUACGAUUUCUUACAGGCUUUUUUCAAAGAACAUCCGAAAUUUGCAAAAAACGAUUUCUAUAUUACUGGUGAGUCCUACGCCGGUCACUACAUUCCAGCUUUGGCUUCACGAGUUCACAGUGGAAACAAGAAUAAUGAAGGAAUUCCAAUAAACCUUAAGGGUAUUGCGAUUGGUAAUGGUUUAACCAACCCGGAGAUCCAAUAUGGUGCAUAUGGAGAUUAUGCACUGGAAAUGAAGUUGAUCUCACAGUCCGAUCACGAGAGCCUCAAGCAAGAUUACAUUGACUGUCAAAGUUCCACCAAACAAUGCAACAAUAAUGGUGGUGAAGCGUGUGGUUCUGCUUAUGAUGUUUGCAACACCAUCUUCAACCUGAUUAUGAAUAAAAUAGAAGGCACAAAUUACUAUGACGUGAGAAAGAAAUGUGUGGGAAGCCAUUGCUAUGACUUUUCGAAGAUGGAAACAUUCUUGAACCAAGAAAACGUAAGAAAAGCUUUAGGAGUUGGAGAUAUCAAAUUUGUGUCGUGUAGUACCACAGUUUAUAAUGCAAUGAUGGAGGAUUGGAUGCUUAAUCUUGAGGUCAAGAUUCCGGCUCUUGUCGAAGAUGGAAUCAAUCUCCUUGUUUACGCCGGAGAAUAUGAUCUCAUUUGCAAUUGGCUUGGAAACUCUAGGUGGGUUGAGCAGAUGAAUUGGUCAGGCCAAAAGGAAUUUGGAUCAGCCAAGACAGUACCGUUCCUGGUAGAUGGCAAAGAAGCGGGUUUGAUGAAGAAUCACGGUUCUCUCACUUUUCUUAAGGUUCAUGACGCUGGACACAUGGUCCCGAUGGAUCAGCCCAAGGCUUCUUUGCAAAUGCUUCAGAAUUGGAUGCAAGGAAAGCUCGCUACUCCGAAUGGUGAAACAGUUCGUCAAUGA